AUGGGUUUGUUAGACAGUGUUAAGAGCUACGCAUCGAAACAAAGUGAAAGCGGUGAAGAUUUGGUCAAGAAGGCUGAGGGUUACUUGGGUGAAGAAAGAUUGGGUCAAAUCAAGACUAAGGUCGGAGAAGAAAACUUCAAGAAGUUCGAAGACCAAGCUAGAUCUUUCUUGGGUGAAUCUUCCGAAAAGAAGGACUCUACUGAAACCUCUGGUUCAGCCGAAACCUCUACCGAGUCUAAAAAGAACUAA
Messenger RNA from Kluyveromyces lactis, 249 nucleotides. RefSeq lists its product as uncharacterized. Lineage: Eukaryota; Fungi; Ascomycota; Saccharomycetes; Saccharomycetales; Saccharomycetaceae. The record is from RefSeq and is a predicted model, not a curated record. The transcript has a single exon. The coding region runs from base 1 to 249 and encodes 82 amino acids.